UGGGGGGAAACGAGAAGCUCUUCAUAGACGACAUCAACAGAGACAAAGGUGAUACUUUUUUAUGUAGCUCACAUUGCGGCUGCAGUUUGUGCACGUCUUGGUUGGUUGUUGAUAACAAAGCCUUAUCAAACUAUUUCAAAUAAGGCAUAACAAAACACUAUGACGAAUGCGUAUGAAAUUAUGACCUAAAUGUUGGUUGCAGUAGUUUUGGUGGCAAUGAGAAUAUUUAUGUAAUACAGACUCUUUUGUUAUUCAGUGGCGCAGCUGUAUUUUGUGUGUCCGUUGAUUGGUGCGAAAUAUGCCUCUCUACCACCGUCACUAGGAUUCUCGUGUACUGUGGCAGUGCCACCGCCCGGCUACUGGUGAAAACACAGGGAAUAGGCUUAUUUGACUUGUUUAUGAUAUAAGAACUUAAUGAAAGACGUGAAGAUAGUGGUUAUAAAACAGGCCUGUAUUUUGCACACACCUUCAGGACCCUAAAAGACUAAUUAUUUUCUCCAGCUACUGCUUGGCUCUGUUAAAUGCAGAUGGAAAAUAAGUCAGUGGUUAAUCCAAAUAUAGCAAUAAAAAAGUUAUUAUCUGGAGCCUGAGGUCAGCAUUUCAGAAUGUACAUAAGCUGGUAAGGAUCAUUGGGGAGACAAGGGGGAUGAUGAAUCAAUUGAUCAAUAUUUGACACCUUUUGUCUGACUCAAUCCUAGUUAAACCAACCUUAUCUCUCAAGCUUGCAUUCCGUUUAAUCUCUCUCUCUCUCUCCCUCCCUCUCUCUGAGACCGUGAAGAUGGGAGGAGCAGUGAGUGCGGGGGAGGACAAUGACGAGUUGAUUGACAACCUGAAGCAGGCCCAGUACAUCCGUUCGGACCUAGUGGAGCAGGCCUUCAGGGCCAUCGACCGGGCCGACUACUAUCUGGAAGAGUUCCGAGACAGCGCCUACAAGGACCUGGCCUGGAGGCACGGCAACAUCCACCUCUCAGCCCCCUGCAUCUACUCAGAGGUGAUGGAGGCCCUGGACCUCCAGCCUGGCCUUUCCUUCCUCAACCUGGGCAGUGGCACGGGCUACCUCAGCACCAUGGUGGGACUCAUACUGGGUCCAUUUGGAGUGAACCAUGGUGUGGAGCUGCACCAAGAUGUCAUUGAGUAUGCAUACCAGAAACUGGAGUUCUUCAUCAAGACCAGCGACAGCUUCGACAGGUUUGAGUUCUGCGAGCCCUGUUUCGUGAUAGGGAACUGUCUGGAGAUAGCCCCAGAGAGUGGUCAGUAUGACCGGGUGUAUUGUGGAGCUGGGGUGCAGCGGGAACAGGAAGACUACAUGAAGAACCUGCUCAAAGUAGGAGGAAUCCUAGUGCUGCCAUUGGAGGAGAAGUUGACCAAGAUUACUCGAACAGGCUACAACAGCUGGGAGACCAAAAAGAUCAUUGCUGUGUCAUUUGCCCCACUGGUGUUGCCCAAACACAGAGACAACAGUAAAUCUAACGCAGUGCCUUUACCGACCAUGUUUGAGGUGCGGACUCUGCAGGACUUGGCUCGCAUUUCUAUCCGGCUGACGUUGAAGAAGACAGUGGCGGGGCCAGGGCUGUUGCCCAGGAGGAGGCUGGCCCACAGCGGGGAGCGGUUCCGACGGAGGCGGGCCCAACACCGUGGCUCCACCCUACUCUCCAACCGCUACGUAUUCAUGAGCCGCCUCAUCCCCGGGCCGAUGGACAACAACAACAACCGCUCUGGAACCGACACCGAAGAAGAGCAGGAGGACGAGGAAGUGGAAGAGGGGAACUGCAGGGUUCUAGGAGAUCCUGAGGAAGAGGAGGAGAGGAGGGAGGGCGGUGCCCUUCUACAUGAGGCUCCAGUGAACCUGCUAAGAGAGAGGAUCUUGGGUCUGCCGCUCCCUGAGCCUCUGAAGAUGUACCUGCUUCACUACAGAGAGAAGUAGGGAGGGACAGGAGACGUGAAGCUGUGCGCCCAUUCUUUAACUUGUUCCCAUCCCUAUGCCCUUGUUGACUCCCCUUUCUGGAUUCAGAAGUAAUGGAUGUGUAAGAAAUAGGCUGAUAACUCCAGUGGAAUGGCUAAAAUGAGUUCCUACUAUUUUUUUAUACAGCCUAUCUAGUAAGUUGCAAGUCAACAACUGGUGAAUUUGAAAUCAACCCCUAAAAACUUCCAUGUUGAAGUGAAUAUCUAGAAUAAUUGGAUAAGUAGAAGCAAUAUGGUAAUGGCACCAUCUCCCCCUCCCCUGACAGCCCAGGUAAGCCUAUCCAGAGGUGCCUAGGAGGUAACAGUUGAGUUGGAAAAACAAGGAUGGCGAGUUAGGGAUUGGAAGCUUACUUAGUCAGCCCCAGAGACGUCACCACCACCAGCCUCAUAGGACUAUCCCAACUACUCCUCUGAACACUCAAUUCUCAUAAUCUCACUCAAUUCCCUACCUGUGAACUCCAUCUACCCAUCUUUUGGGGUAUCUUCGGUCUUGUGCCUAACCGGGGCACCCAGUCUUCAAGUCCUUCUUUAUUCCCUUUGAAUUUUGUAAAUGUGAUUGUUUGGAAAAUUAUACUUUUGACUGCCCGAACAAUUCAGUGGAGCUUUUGAGAUGGACUUACAAGUACUAAAAGCCCCAAAUGUUGUGAAAAUAUUUUCUCAUUCUGUGUUCAUAUCUUACUGCAUUGAAUGUACUUGGUGAAAGCAGGGGAUUUGUUGAAGAGGCCAUUUCUGUUCAGGCAAAUGUCGAGGGCUCCAGGCAUUAAAGUAUAGUAACACAUUUUUGCACACAGUAGGUAUAGAAAUGAAAGGACCACAUUGUCAAACAAUAUUACCCAAAUUCACUCGUUUUGUGAAUUAUUUCAUCACAUCUUUUCAAAUAAUGGGAGACUGUAGAACACCCUUGGAUUAGGGGUAAAAGUGAAUGAGUGUGGGAUAGCAAUUUACCAUUGGGUUCUUAAUGCAGAACUGUAGUCAAAGUAGUGAAGAAUGUAUGUAUCCACCUGUGAAGGAAUUUAAGUACUAAUUGGUCUACAUUGGAACUUCAGUGUAAUGCUCUUUGAUGGUGUUUAUCGGUUGAUUAUAAAAAUGUCUGAUGUUCUCAGUGCCAAACUUCUCCAGCACUGGCCGGCUCCAAAUGUUUGUGGUUCCGUUCUACAAUGUGUCAAGUUGUUCAGCGGAAGUAAAAUUUUGUAUUUAGAAUAAAUAUCUACGUGUGACAAGAUGUUUGGAAAAGAACUGUAGCGUGACUAUCAUUAAAAUAAGUUAACUUUUUAAUUUG
This is a messenger RNA of Oncorhynchus masou masou (cherry salmon), 3241 nucleotides long. Its product is annotated as protein-L-isoaspartate O-methyltransferase domain-containing protein 2-like. The transcript has 6 exons. Bases 779 to 1924 code for a protein of 381 amino acids. Gene Ontology annotation, molecular function: protein-L-isoaspartate (D-aspartate) O-methyltransferase activity. NCBI's taxonomy places the organism in Eukaryota, Metazoa, Chordata, Actinopteri, Salmoniformes, Salmonidae. The record is from RefSeq and is a predicted model, not a curated record. Gene Ontology annotation, cellular component: cytoplasm. Gene Ontology annotation, biological process: protein modification process.